Molecule: messenger RNA, 741 nt
Organism: Letharia columbiana
Lineage: Eukaryota; Fungi; Ascomycota; Lecanoromycetes; Lecanorales; Parmeliaceae
Exons: 3
Coding region: 1-741 (246 amino acids)
Source: RefSeq, a predicted model, not a curated record
AUGGUAACACAAUCGAAGGGUAAUAGCAAUGACGCUUUGAAGGUGGGAAGGCUGCUUGAAGCCAUUGAGUUUUACGGGGCUGCAGUCCAGGUUGCGACAAAAUUAGAAGAAGCCCAAGUCAUCAAAUUGAAUCGAUCGAUGGCCAAACUGAGGACUGGAUGUUUUGACAAAGCAACACUUGGAGGACCGGUGACAACCAAGAUGACAGAAGCUCGCGGUCAUGGUCUGUUCGCCAACCGAGACGUUGCUGCCCGUGACCCUCCACUAUGCGAAAAGGCUUGCUUCAGCAACGUACGCCGCAGCUUCAUUGGAGACUUGUUUAUUGUGCGUGCCACGCGCAACAUUGCAGCUGGGCAGGAGAUAUUGUUAUGGAACGCCUGGCCGAAAGCCGAUCCCAGCUACGAAUUGACACAGGAGAGGUUUCCAAACUGGGGCUUCCGCUGCGGCUGCGACACCUGCACACACGACCGGGAAACUUCGAACAAGAGAAAGAAGAAGCGUGCUGCUUUGUUGAAAAAGAUCAAUGUUGCCGGAAAGCAUGUUGUGGGCGAAGCCGAUCUUGCAAACAUUGACAGGUUGCUCGCCGCCAUCGAGGAAACAUACACCGUCCUAGCCGCAGUAGUGUCGCGUCUGCCUCUCCGGAAUCUUUACCUUGCCCUGACACGUAUUCACGCCUCUAUCGGGAGCCGGUCAGAAGCAUCACGACGGCAUGAAGGGUCAUGGCCGCUUUGGGAUCCGUAA